Messenger RNA from Trichechus manatus latirostris (Florida manatee), 4593 nucleotides. It is a transcript of the gene MAPK9, whose product is annotated as mitogen-activated protein kinase 9. Bases 125 to 1501 code for a protein of 458 amino acids. Gene Ontology annotation, cellular component: cytoplasm; nucleus. Lineage: Eukaryota; Metazoa; Chordata; Mammalia; Sirenia; Trichechidae. The record is from RefSeq and is a predicted model, not a curated record. The transcript has 14 exons. Gene Ontology annotation, molecular function: ATP binding; JUN kinase activity. Gene Ontology annotation, biological process: JNK cascade; protein phosphorylation.
CGGGAGCUGCCAGUGCGCCGCGCUGCCAGUCCGUCCGCCUGCCCUCUCCUCUUGGCGCGGCGGCGGGGAGGCGAGGAAUCUGACGACUAUCCUAGUUGUUUGGAACACUGUAUGACACUACAUCAUGAGUGACAGUAAAUGUGAUAGUCAGUUUUACAGUGUGCAAGUGGCAGACUCAACGUUCACUGUCUUAAAACGCUACCAACAGUUAAAACCAAUUGGCUCUGGGGCUCAAGGAAUUGUUUGUGCUGCUUUUGAUACAGUUCUUGGGAUAAAUGUUGCAGUCAAGAAACUAAGCCGUCCUUUUCAGAAUCAAACCCAUGCAAAGAGAGCUUAUCGUGAACUUGUUCUCUUAAAAUGUGUCAAUCAUAAAAAUAUAAUUAGUUUGUUAAAUGUGUUUACACCACAAAAAACUCUAGAAGAAUUUCAAGAUGUGUAUUUGGUCAUGGAAUUAAUGGAUGCUAACUUAUGUCAGGUUAUUCAUAUGGAGUUGGACCAUGAAAGAAUGUCAUACCUUCUUUACCAGAUGCUUUGUGGUAUUAAACAUCUGCAUUCAGCUGGUAUAAUUCAUAGAGAUUUGAAGCCUAGCAACAUCGUAGUAAAAUCAGACUGCACCCUUAAGAUCCUUGAUUUUGGUCUGGCCCGGACAGCAUGCACUAACUUCAUGAUGACCCCCUAUGUGGUAACAAGGUAUUACCGAGCCCCCGAAGUCAUCCUGGGCAUGGGAUACAAAGAGAAUGUGGACAUCUGGUCUGUCGGGUGCAUCAUGGCAGAAAUGGUCCUCCAUAAAGUCCUGUUCCCGGGAAGAGACUAUUGCUGCAAACUGAAGAUUAAAAAUAGAGUUGAUAUCUGGUCAGUGGGUUGCAUCAUGGGAGAACUGGUGAAAGGUUGUGUGAUAUUCCAAGGCACUGAUCAUAUUGAUCAAUGGAAUAAAGUUAUUGAGCAGCUAGGAACACCAUCAGCAGAUUUCAUGAAGAAACUUCAGCCAACUGUGAGGAAUUAUGUGGAAAACAGACCAAAGUAUCCUGGAGUCAAAUUUGAAGAACUUUUUCCAGAUUGGAUAUUCCCAUCAGAAUCUGAACGAGAUAAAAUAAAAACAAGUCAAGCCAGAGAUUUGUUGUCAAAAAUGUUAGUGAUCGAUCCCGAUAAGCGAAUCUCUGUAGAUGAAGCUUUACGUCACCCGUAUAUCACUGUGUGGUAUGACCCUACUGAGGCAGAAGCACCACCACCGCAAAUUUAUGAUGCUCAGUUGGAAGAAAGAGAACAUGCAAUAGAAGAAUGGAAAGAGCUGAUUUACAAAGAAGUAAUGGAUUGGGAAGAAAGAAGCAAGAAUGGCGUUGUAAAAGAUCAGCCUUCAGAUGCAGCAGUAAGUAGCAACGCUACUCCUUCUCAGUCAUCAUCUAUCAACGACAUUUCAUCCAUGUCCACUGAGCAGACACUGGCCUCAGAUACCGACAGCAGCCUCGAUGCCUCAACAGGACCCCUGGAAGGUUGUCGAUGAUAAGUCAGAAAUAGCAGACUUAUCGUCAGUGAAGGAACUCUCACUUCCAUGGGCCUGCAAUGCUUCGGAGUUGAUGGAACCAAAUAGAGGAGCUCCAUGUUCUGCAUGUAAGAAACACAAUGCCUUUCCCUUACUCAGUUCUACUAGAUUGCCUGCUUAGAUUAUAAAACGAAGCAGAUUAUGUCUGAAGAAAAAAAGUACAAGCCACAGUUUUAGACAUUUUGUUCAAGAUCAUUUCAGGUGAGCAAUUAGAAUAGAUUAAUUCUUUUACAGUUGUUUGGUGAUAGUAGUGACAAUUUCUCAUCAUCAGUAUCUGUUGGGACUUACAUGCAUGUGACCACAAAUGCUUGCUUGAUCUUGCCCAUCUAGCACUUUGGAAAUCGGUAUUUAAAUGCCAAAUAAUCUUCCAGGUAGUGCUCCUUCUAGACUUAUCUCUUCAUCAUCUUAAAUAAUUUGAUGUCUGUCCAGAAAAAAUAGAUUUGUGUGUAUUAAUUGGCCAUCAUCAUAUUAUCUUACCCUCUUUUAUGGUGUAAUCAUUUCCUCUCUUUUGUAUUUCAGACAAAAAGGAAUAUCUAUUCAAUAAAUAAAAAUAUAACUUUUCUUUAAUUUGUGAUGUUUGGGCUGAGAAUUAUCACUGCUAAAACCAAGACACAUAUAUGUACUCUUUUUUUUCCCUCUAGAUUGUCUUGAUUUGGGAUGAUUUGUAAAUUCAGCUUUACCGCAUGAUAAAAUUUUAAGUUUUGUACUGCUGAAGACAUGUACACAUUUAAAAUCCUAUCUACUUUACCUUCUUUAUUAGGCACAUAACACUCCAUCUCAAUAAUAUGAUGGCAAAUAGAUUCUUGAAUCCUAGAGUAGAAUUUUGCAAAAUAACCACUGCAGAUGAUCGCAGCCAUUUGCUAAGUGCUGACUCUGAGACAGAGACUGGACUGGGUCCUUUACUUACCUUACAUCAUUUAAGGCAAAAUACAUGAGUGGACAAGGCAGCAUUUCCCUUUUCUAACACAGCAUCAUGACUCAGUUUUAUUUCUCUUCUGAGAGAAACCAGGUUAGAUAUAAAUUCCCUUUUAGUCCAUUUUAGGAAGCAAGGCUGAUUUGGAAUGCUUGUUUGUCCUUGUUUCCCAUUUGUGGAGGCAUUUCCUGUCCCUAAGGGAAAGCUGUGAGUGGUCUAGGAAAAUUCUUCAGAGGGAGAGGGACGAAGGACCCUGAAGAGUAGUGGUUAACCGUGGACUGUUUUAUGAUUUAAAACUGCUCACCUGAAAUUGAUACUUUCAGACUUUUUGAUAUGUAAAUUAUUUACAAGUCAUGAAGAUACUGAGUAUUUAAAUGUCAUUGCAGAAAUGGAGUUACAGUGAUCACAUUUCAGCUACGUGUGCUUAUGUUUUUCCUUUGAUCUUGCUUUGUUACCGAUUCAUAUCUUGUGUUUAAUUAUUUUGGACACUAUUUGUUCAACAUUCUGUAGAAUGUAUUCUGAGGAGGAAUUUUGAUAAGAAAGUUUAUUGUAAAUGUUAUCUAAAAUAUAUGAUUCUCUCUGUACCAGUUGUAUCUUAUCGGUUGGUUUUGUCACUGGAAGCUAGAAUCCUUGAUAAACAAAAUUAAUAUUGAAAUGAGAAAUAGUUUUAUAUUGUACCAUUAGACACGUUCUAGUAAAAAAUGGAAAUACUAACUUGGAUUGAGGCAGAAACGCCUCUUAGGUGGUUUGGGAUUAUUUUGGCCUUGGUGGCCUGAUGGUAUAAUUAAGGAAGAUAUCACUAUGCAUAUAUAAACAUCUUAGAAUGGCCUUCUUUCUAGCAUAUUUUCUUUUAAAAGACUUUACUAAAUCUGUCUUUAAAAGGAAAAACAAAGAAAGGGGAGAUUUUUUUAAACUUCAUGAUCUGCCCUGAAAGCUGUGUAAAUGCAGCACCCUGGUUCUGAGGGUACAUCAGGGUCCUAUUGCCCCAAGACAUUCAUAAAUGGAGUGAAGUGCCCACAGAUCGGCUUUCUGCUCACUUGUCCAUCUGUUCCGUUCAGUGGGCCUGUUGUCACAGAUGAAGCUGUGAUGAUAGGGACAGGUUUCCUGCCACAACCAUCUUCCAUCAAGGAGAGGUGAGUGCACCUGGGAAAGGCUACAGGGCUGGAGACAACCUGUCUGCAUAGAAAUACCUCACCCUGUCCCAGCAUUUUCCCUCUUGAGCCUAGAGUUGCCAUGGUCCUGGUGCAGCGCAGAUGGUUUCAAAUUGAUCUCCAUGGACAAAAGCUGAUGUUGGAUAAAUAAUUGAAAAAUGUGCUCAACUUUUUCAUCUUUUCUAUUUUAUUUUUGUAAUUUAUAUUGUACACAACCCUGGAAGUAACUAUUUUAGACAUGUAUUUUUAUAAACCAGGUAAUUUAUUAUUAUCCUGGAGUUUGGGCUAGGUUCGUUUUGUUUAUUGGCUUAGUUUUCAGUCACAAAGGAAAUGACUGCCUCCUCUGUGUCGGGUCCUGAUUUCAAGUGCAAGUUCCAGAGAGCAGACAGAGUCCUAACAGAAUAUGAGAGCAGUUUAGAAACACUGCUCAAGAGGUGACUCAGCUUUGGUCAUGGAGAAGACAGGAAACAGGGCUUAGCUGAUGUUCAGAGCCCAGGGCUAGAAGGAGAAAGCCCUCUGCAGGACUCCUGGCUGAUACCCAGAAGCGGUAGUUGAGACACUGAAUGGGUUCUGGUUUAAGCAGGAUUUAAUGCUUUGUAUAUCAUGAUAACUGUGGAUGAGUUUGUCUGGUUGAUUUACAAUAACUUCUCCAGUAUUUCAUACUGGUAGUAAAUCCAGGCGUGGCCUAUCAGAUUACAUAUCUCAAAAGUAACAUUGCCUAAGUUUUUAUAAUAAAAUAUAUUAUGUGUGUUUUGAUUGGUGAAAAUAAUACAGACUACAUUUUAAAAGAGAAAUGUAUAGCAUGUCCAAUUUUUGCGUGUUUUUAAGUGACACUUGACUGUAUGUUUUUACAUCACCGUCUCUGAUUACAGUUGUAAGAUGAACACUGGUAGAUGUUGGAGUGUCGUGUUUUGAAUCAACAUUAGCAAGUGUCUUAGUUAUCUAGUGCUGCUAUAACAGAUACACCACGAGUGGAUGGCUUUAACAAA